AUGAAUACAGACUUAACAACCAAGGAUGCCAGAACUGCUGAGGAAAAGUCCCCCUUUGGUAGACUCACCUUUUCCGAGCUGGCGCAACUUUCGGAUUAUCUAAAACCAGAUAGAAAUAACGAAAUGUCGUUGUUAGAAGGCAAACGCGAGUUGCCUGCAGAGAACGAAAAUUAUAUGAACAAGUCAGCAGAAAAAAAAAAUUUUAUGGAAAAUUAUGAACUAGCUAGCCAAAAUGCAGGAAAUAGCGAAAAAAUAAAAAAAAAAUGUGUGUGCAGUGAUAAAAGUUGUAUAGCGGAUAGCUGUUUAGAACAAGCAGAGCAAAGUUACAAUCCUAGAAAUAAACUCGUUGAUGAGGAAGAGAAUAACAAUUUGAAGUCUGCAAAGUGGUACGUGUCAAACGGGCAUGACCCCAUCCAAGGGGGAGAGAAUUUACCAAUCUGUGAGUCACACGUAAGCAGUUCUCUCACUGGAGAACAAAAUGUGCUGGCGCAAAACGAUCAACAUGCGCAUAAUAACCUCUCUAGCAAUUCCACGCGCAUAGACAGUUCCGAUGUUUUUUCCCCAACAAUGGAGAAUAGGAACAGUGUCAAGAAGGAAUGCGCCUCACAUUCGCCAAGCAUAAGUAACAGCCGAAUGUGUGAAUGCAACGAAAAUGGUAAAAGUGGGCAAGGGGGAAGCGACAAGGAACGGGCAAUUGCAGACAUGCCGGUUUGGCGCAGGAUAAGCGGAUUAAGUCUUUCGGGAGGAAAUGCAUUGGGGAAGGAGGGCGAAGAAGUCGAUGGUGGUGAUUUCGAUGGUGAUGAAGAAGGAGAAGAAGAAAGGGACGAGGAACCAGAAAAGAGAGAGGAUGAUCAAUAUGAGGAUGAACAAAUUGAUGAUGAUGAAAUUGAGGAAGAUCAAAUUGAUAGUAAUCAAAGCGAGGGGGAUCAAUGUGAAGAUGAUCAAAGCGGUGAUGAACAAAGUGGUGAUGAGCAAAGUGGUGACGAACAAAGCGAUGAAGACCAACGUAAGGACGAAGAAGUAGACAUACCCAUCAACCCCACAACCACAAAGGAAAAGCGACUUAGCCAAGGCAGCAGAAGCAAGAACGACCGCGCUGCUUACACAAAAAGGGAGGAACAAAUUACAAUAGAAAAAAAAAACAUGUCCAAGGAAAGGACGAACAAGUAUAAAGACAAUUUGAAUUUAUUUAAUGAAGUUUUAAAGCACAAAAGUGAGUUAAGCUAUUUUCAUCACAAGAUGAUGGAGGAUGAUCGGAAGGAUGAGCAGGAUGAAGGGCAGGAUAAUCAUCCCGUAAGAGGAGACGAACGCGUGAGCAGUACCAAUGUAGUCAAAUUAAGACAAAACGGAAAUGCGCAUCUGUGGAAUAGUAGCUGUUCUAAUGCUGGAGCGUGUUCAGGCAAAUACGAUGUUGCGCAGGUUGGUGUGAGGUCUAAUAAUAGCACGUAUAGUGCGCUCAACGUGGGUAAAAAUGCCUCUUUUUCGGGAGGUCGCCCCGCAAGCGAAAAGAUUGAGGAAAACGGAGACGACAUGAAUGACACCGCCGGUUCGAUCGAAUUGGGCGAACCUGACAAUCCGCGUGAUGCCAGCAGCGACAGCUACCGCAGCAGCUGCAGCCGAGACCAUGUACCAUCGAAAGGGACCCAGAGGGGCGAAUUCAACGGAACGGAAAAGGAACGCAACGAGAAGAAAUCAUUACAAAAAAAGAGGAACUCAAACCUGUACAGCUAUCUACUCCUAGAAAAUAAAAAAACACAAGUACAAAAAGUAGACAUGAAAAUAAAUGUAAGGUUUAAAAAUAUAUAUUUCGUAAAGUAUAAGUCUGUCAAAUGUGUGGUGACUAACAAUUCAGGUGUGGUUGUCCACUCAUUCACUUUUUGCAAAAACGGUACAGAUUUUAAUGCACAGAAUCGGAUUCUUAAAAUGUAUAAUAAGGAUAAAGACAGCUUCAACUUGCUGCAUCAUGAUGAGGUGCAGGUUCUCCUGGAGGAGCUGAAAAAAAGUGCCCACACAGAUGUGACAUUUGAACUCCUGUUCGAUGCACAGGUGGUUAAUGGGAGGGUCGAAAUAUCUUCAUCGACGUUUUACAGGCUAAGUUUCUACGGCGUCGAGGAGGUGCCCCAGAAGGGGGUGGAUCAGGAUGCCAAGGGGACAAACAGCAGAGAGACGAGUGCAAAGUUAACUAAAGGGAGAAUCAGUACCCAGGGUAGGGGCAUCAGCGGGAAGGUUACUAAUGGGAAAGUCACCAACCACUUCGCUACUAAGGUUGCUAUUAAACAUAGCACCCCCAUUGAUCCCCCCAAAGGAGCAACGGACAAAUCAGCCAAGUGCAGCACCAAGUGCAGCGUCAAGCCCGUCACCAAACUGAAGGAGGAGAAGGAAAAGAACUCCUACAUAGGAUUCACCAUAUUACACCUUAAGUACCUCUUCCAGAUGCAGGAGAAAGGAUCCAUUCAUCUGAACAUCUCAAAUAACAACAAUGAGGAGUUCGAUUUUGUGAAAAACUACAACAAGGAGGAGUAUGCACAACACAUGGAUGGAAAAGCAGCAGAGGAAAUGUAUUCAAAUAGUUUGAGCUAUGUAGACAAAAUAGGGAUGCUUUUUAAAAUAUUAUUUGGUCAUAGUUUGAAUAUCUCCUCUCAGAAGGUUUUCUUGCAGUAUCAAUUCGCUUUAAGUGACGUGCAUGCUUGGCACCAUUGUGAGGGUGACUUCUUCGACAGACACAGCGAUUUUAAGAGCGCACUGGAAAUGGUGCAAAAGGGGAGCGUGUCCAACCAGUUGGAAACGAAAAAGGGCAUGGAGGAAUGUUUAAAGAAUUAUCUCAAAAAUUGUUCUCAGUAUAUUUACGACGAAAUUACCAUUUCGCUGCUGGGCUUGUCAGAAAAUAACGGAAAUCAUAGUGAUAGGAGUUACUGUAGGAGCGAUGCGAAAAGUAGAUGUACUUGUGGAAGACCCCCUUUUUGUAACUCCCCAGGUGAGGCAACCAUUCAGGGUUCUUUCCCCCAAGGUGGAAAGUGUCCCUACGCAGUGUGUAGCGUUGCUAGUAGGGAAGGAAGUCCACACAGAGAGGUCAGUAAAAUCAUGAACGGGGGAUGUUACGAAGAGGAAGAGGUGGUGAAACGCUCUAUCCAUCGAAUUGCGGAGGCAUGUCUACCCGACUCGUGCGAAACAUCACAGAGGUUAAAACCUCACCUGGUCAAUCUGUUAAACUGGCUACAUAAAAAGAAUGAGAAAAGCAAAAAGAUAGAAACGCUGGAACAUAUCCUACGUAAGUAUACCACUGGGUUCAAUGACUACCUCGACUUCGUAGAACUCAGCAACAGCAAUAAGGCAUACAAGGUUUAUGAGGAGAACAAGAGGUUGAAAGAGUACAUAAAAAACUGCAACGGUUUUUUUAUCGACACACUGAUGAGGAACCACCAGGAGAUACAAAAAUUGAAGCACAGAAAUAAGACCGUUAACAUAUUAUACAAUAGGGAAAGAAUGAGCAAUUUAGGGAAGGGGGGAGGUAAGAGGGACUCCUCCAUGGUGGGUAUCCAUUCGGAUGGGAUGGGGGAGCUGGAUGCUCUCGUUGAGCUAGAUCGGUUAGGUGCAAUAAAUUUUCUGGAGAAAAAAAAUGAUAUUUUUGGCAGCAUAAUUAGUAGGCGACCCGUUGGGAAUCUGUCCACCUCGGUCAGCACAGUGAAGAAAGACGAGCAGGGAUGUCUGUCCGUUUGUCCAGACGUGACCAGGCAGGAUAGUCAAAGUGGGAGUUACCAUGUAGGUGGAAAAUUAGAACAGUCCUUUUCGAAAAGAAACUUCGCCACGGAUACAGUGGAUGGCAGUGGUACAAACAAGCAGACUGACCUUCUACAUCGUAAGUCGGAUUGGGCGAAAAAGGGAGGUCUACUCCUGCAAAACCUUCAAGGAAGAAACAGGUACAGUAAGUCGUCCCCCCAAUUGAGCUCAUUCAGUGCGUUUCGUUUUGGCAAUGGGGGGGAGCUCAGAACCAGUCGAAGCGGUCGCUCCAGGGAGCACCUUUGUUCCCAUUCGUGUCACCUCGAAAGGGGGAAGUCACGUGGUGGGCAAGUGACCUCACGAGGAGGAGACGACCAAACAGAGCGAACAGAUCAAAUGGAAAGAAGUGAUCUAAUCGGUCCAAAUGAUCGACGCCAUCUGUUGAAGCUCUACUCGAACCCGAUCGGUGCGGCCCUCCUUGCGCAUACGUCGAAGAGGAAGGAACAUGGUGAUGUCACCACGGGAAGUCUUAUAAAAAGCUCGAAAGAGACAUAUCUGCAUGCAAGUACUAAGUGGACCGCGUGGAAACGUCGAACUGUUGGGGGGCAAGCUACGCAGGGCAGUAGGAAUGACCAUGUGGGGAUGAACGGUCCGUCUAGCUCUGCACAGUCGAGUAAUCAUGAAAUAAUGCAAAGACCACCUCCUAUUGCGUUGAAAAAGAAGAAUACCACUGCGAGGAGCAGUCAAAAGGAGAAGUGCAAUAAAGACGGAGCAACAAUGAAAGGAAGUGUCCACACGGGGGGUCACCACACUGAGGUGAAGAACGCUGAGAAGUCCCCCAACGGGGAAUGCAACCCAUCGGAAACGCGUCCCCAUUUGCAGAGUCAAAAAUGUGAACGGGGGGUAUCCACUACCAAUUGUAGGAAUAAAAAGGGUUCAGGAGAUACCCCCCAAGGGGGUGGUAACCAUUUUAUAAAUAACCCUAAAGGGAGUCUCCUCAGAAGGACAAAAAACAACUACGACACGAGCGAGGUGUUAAAGAAGGAAUAUUUUAAUAAUGCGAAGAUGGGGUCAAGGAAGAAGGGGCAGACCUUACCCAAUUAUGAGGUGAACCUGAGAAGUGCAAAAGGGAAAGGAAAGGCAAACAUAACCGAGGGGAAGAAUAGCAGUUCGAGUGAGAACAAGUCUGGUGAGUCGAAGGUAACGCAUGUCAGGGAAGGUGAAAACGCAUCUGUAACAACUUUGAGAGGUGAUAUGUUGGGGGUUAUUACGGGAAGGAGUUCUACACCCGUGGGUAGAAGUGCCGACCAAGUGCAUGUUGGAAGAAAAGCAACAGACACGGUAGUUACACUUGGAGGAGCAAACAAAACUAACCACAUGGAUAACGUAGAUUAUAAAAAAAGGUACAUUGAAAAGGUUAUAUCGACGUAUGAGGAUUAUAUUCCAGUGAAGACGGAUCGGCAGAGUCAGGGGAGAAAAAUCUGUACGGUUACCGGUUCAAGUAGUAGGGUGCAAUCACGAGGGGGAAACAUAAAUGGUGUUAUUUACAAUGAAGGGGUGCUUACCCAGAAGAAGAGUCGCCGGGAGGAUAAUGCUAUUAAGUCCAUAAAAGAAAUAAUCGAGAAUAACGUAACGCGAAAAAGUAGCUUUGAUCUGAACGGUGUAGAAAAAAAGGCGCUCCUCAAAAAUCUGCACAAUAGUAAGAUAAGCUCCAGUGUGUAUCUCCACGGGGUGAAGGCGGGUGGUGGAGGGGAGAGCCAUCCGAAGACUGUUCUGGGGGGAGAGAAACGACGUGCCCCCACCUCGAAGGAUGCCUACAUCCUUGACAUAAUAAAUAAAAAUCUGAAUAAGUCCUUCAGCCAGCUGGACAGGAUAAAGAAGAAGAUGAGCGAGCACUUGGUCGUGUAG
This is a messenger RNA of Plasmodium coatneyi, 5625 nucleotides long. RefSeq lists its product as uncharacterized. The record is from RefSeq and is a predicted model, not a curated record. Bases 1 to 5625 code for a protein of 1874 amino acids. NCBI's taxonomy places the organism in Eukaryota, Apicomplexa, Aconoidasida, Haemosporida, Plasmodiidae. The transcript is spliced from 2 exons.